Molecule: messenger RNA, 667 nt
Organism: Anopheles maculipalpis
Lineage: Eukaryota; Metazoa; Arthropoda; Insecta; Diptera; Culicidae
Product: thialysine N-epsilon-acetyltransferase
Exons: 3
Coding region: 1-612 (203 amino acids)
Molecular function (GO): N-acetyltransferase activity
Source: RefSeq, a predicted model, not a curated record
AUGGCUACCCAUAAGGAUAAUGGUGUGAUCGUACGAAAGACGCUGAAGGAGGAUCUACCGGAAGUGAUUGGCAUGAUACAGGAGCUGGCCGACUUCGAGAAGAUGCCCGACGGACCGCAGCUUACCGUUGACGACCUGAUACGCGACGGUGGAUUCGAUGAGCAAAGAGCAGCGGUUGGUGGAACCCCAACCCCAGUGUUUCAUAGCUUUGUGCUGGAAGCUCCGGCCGACCCGGACGAAUGCCUAGCUAAUCAGGAAAGGCUAACGUCAAUGCGGUCGGACGAUCCUGCAAACGCGAGACCUCUAACCCGGAAAUUGAUCGGAUAUGCCAUCUGCUACUACUCAUACUCCACAUGGCAAGGAAAAUCGCUCGCACUGGAAGACAUUUACGUCCGGCCAGCUUACCGUGGCAAUGGCUAUGGGGAGCUAUUCUUCCGUGCCUUGGCCAAGCACGCUCAGGAUACGCACUGUUCGCGAAUGGACUUUCAUGUGCUGAACUGGAAUCCAGCCACAAAGUUCUACCAACGAAUGGGUGCGGUGGAUCUGACUGAGACUGAAAGCUGGCACUUUUAUCGCGUGCAGAAGGAUGCCAUCGGACGACUAAACGCUUGACGACACGCGACAUUGUGACCUGAUGCGGAUACAAUCUGUUAAUUUUAUUGAAAGU